AUGGCAGAUAUACGUGACGAACAAGGCCGUCCGAUCCAACUCACCGAUGAAUACGGCCGCCCGAUCCAACUCACCGACGAACAUGGAGUUCCAAUGCACCUCACCGGGGUUGCGACCACCGUUAAGCCGACGGCCUCUCAUGAGGCGGCGGGUCACACAACCAUUGGUUCGGAGCUUCAUGAUCAAACGACGACCCAUGAUGAGGCAACUAUGGGUUCCGAAAUGCAUGGCGGAACCCAUUUUGCACCGACACCAGUGGACUACGUCAAGCACGGGGCUAGUGCAGUCGCUGGUGCCGGUGCAGCAACUGUGGGUGUAGUAGCUGGAGAUCAUGAAAAAACUACUACUGGUGCUGUUACCGGCAGUGGAGCACCGGUGAGCCAUACCCAAGCUCAUGGCGAUACAAAAGAGCUGGGACGAUCAACUAGUUCCAGCUCUAGUUCGUCGGAAGACGACGGACAAGGAGGGAGAAGGAAGAAAAAAGGUAUAAUGCAAAAAAUUAAAGAAAAGCUUCCGGGACACAACAACAAAGAGAAGGCAUCUGCAGCCGCACACAGCGCCAGCACCGACAAAGACAGCACCACCGGUGGAGCACCAGUGGCCGGUAUAAGGGUUGAACAAGAACACGAGAAGAAAGGUUUUAUGGAUAAGAUUAAAGACAAGCUUCCCGGCCAUCAUUAA
Messenger RNA from Erigeron canadensis, 681 nucleotides. RefSeq names its product probable dehydrin LEA. Gene Ontology annotation, biological process: response to water. Lineage: Eukaryota; Viridiplantae; Streptophyta; Magnoliopsida; Asterales; Asteraceae. The transcript has 2 exons. Bases 1 to 681 code for a protein of 226 amino acids. The record is from RefSeq and is a predicted model, not a curated record.